GCGAUGUGCGAACACCUACCCACUUCAGAUGUGCUGGCGCUAUGGCUUUCGAUGUCUACAGAAGGCAUCGAAGAUGGCACAUCAGAGUCUUACAACAGCGUUUCUGGAUGGCGAUCCUUUUUUGGCCACUUCAAAGGAGUCGAGAUCCUUAGGGUGUCCGGUCCCUAUGGGCUUCCCGAAUUCCUGUCUGCUUUGGCACGGCUGAGUGCUCCAUCCGCAGGCGGUGCGGACGGCGAUGAUGAUAAUCCUUUCCUCGUGCCACAGCAUCACCUCUCCUUGUUUCUCCCAUGCCUAAAGGAGAUGGUUGUUGGAGAUCUCGGUUCGAGAGCCGAUACACCAUUAGGGCGGCAAUGCGUCAAGGCAACAUAUCGCUCUCUUUUCCGCUUCCUCCGACAACGGUACCUAUCGAAUGCUGCCCUCGACCGUCUUUAUCUCAGCCCGGGCUUGUGUCCGUUAUUCUGUAACUCGGAAGAGGCGACGGGGAUACUGAGUUAUUAUGUUGAGGACUCUGUUUCAUGUCUCGAAUGUGGAAGAUCGUGGCACGGUUCGAAGAACUUGGGUUCACACGACCGAAAGAUCGAGAUAUUCGUAUGGCUUCCCGAUGGAAUACGGCACACAGUUCGAGUAGACCCUGAGCAUCUCGUUCAUCGGUUGCUUACCCGGUUAUACAAGGAAAUUGACUUGCCUUUUGUGCGUGCGACGUUGAUGAUGAAGAGAUUCCGGCAGGAGGAAGGUGAUGAGGACGAGGAAGUAAUGGUCAAGUGUGAUAUGGACAAGAGCUUGAAGAGGGCUGGGGCUUACCCCCACGCGACUUUCAUGGUAAAGGAUGACAGCCUCAUUCAAAAGUCGGAGGAAUGAAUUGUGAUC
Molecule: messenger RNA, 867 nt
Organism: Stereum hirsutum FP-91666 SS1
Lineage: Eukaryota; Fungi; Basidiomycota; Agaricomycetes; Russulales; Stereaceae
Exons: 3
Coding region: 4-858 (284 amino acids)
Source: RefSeq, a predicted model, not a curated record